Messenger RNA from Nycticebus coucang (slow loris), 4688 nucleotides. It is a transcript of the gene ZNF331, whose product is annotated as zinc finger protein 331. Bases 696 to 2093 code for a protein of 465 amino acids. The transcript has 9 exons. The record is from RefSeq and is a predicted model, not a curated record. NCBI's taxonomy places the organism in Eukaryota, Metazoa, Chordata, Mammalia, Primates, Lorisidae. Gene Ontology annotation, biological process: regulation of DNA-templated transcription.
AUGUCUGCGCGCAGCUGUGAGGAGAUUCUGCGCGUGCGCGGUGGCGGUGUCGGGGGUCCGGGUUUUGAGAGGCCAGACCGUGCUGCAGGGCCUGUGUGCAUGCGCAUUAGUCGCAGUGGGGGCUAGCCGGAGCUGGUGUGUAUGACGCACUUGCGUGGGAGUGUGCGAGCUCGACGUAGCAGCCUGUGUCCCCGUAAUUGUGACACAGAUGUGUGCCUGUGACGCAGUGGUGCUCCAGAGGCCUUGAGGCUGCGGGGCCGGCGCUUGUGAGCAUCUGCGGAUUGGACGUGGCUGGCAGCGUCUCCGGAUUCUGCUCCUGAAGGUCAGCGUUGUUCAGAGCAGGCAGCCCUGCAUAGGAAGCAUCAUCACUGGACGUGUUAAAGACUCAACUGUGACGCAGUGGUGCUCCAGAGGUCUUGAGGCUGCGGGGCCGGCGCUUGUGAGCAUCUGCGGAUUGGACGUGGCUGGCAGCGUCUCCGGAUUCUGCUCCUGAAGGUCAGCGUUGUUCAGAGCAGGCAGCCCUGCAUAGGAAGCAUCAUCACUGGACGUGUUAAAGACUCAAACCCUGCCCCUGCACCUUGGCUCACACUUCCUUCUUUCAGUCAGAGCCAGCAAAGCUCUCUCUGACCUCUUGGAACUUUCCUCUUUGCUGAAGAAACCUCAAGAAGACUGAACAGUUUUUUACUUCUGAAACCAUGGCCCAGGGUAUGGUGACAUUCUCUGAUGUAGCCAUAGACUUCUCUCAGGAGGAAUGGGCCUGCCUGGAUUCUGCUCAGAGGGACCUCUACUGGGAUGUGAUGUUGGAGAACUAUAGUAACUUGGUCUCUCUGGAUUUGGAGUCAGCAACAUAUGAGGCCAAGGGUUUAGCUACAGAAAAGAAUAUUCCUGGAAGAAAUUUUCCCAAAAAGAACUCCGAUGAAAAAAGUAAAUCCCUUGGCCUCAGCCAGAUUCGUAAAGAUACACCAGAAGUACCACAACGUUCUCGAGGGAGAUACAUCAAUCAAAUGAUAAUCACCUAUGAAAAAAGGCCUCCAAAUAGGGAAAGAGAAAGUACACCUCCGAGAUCACAUCAGAGACUUCAGAUUAAGGAGAGUUCCUAUGAAUGUAAGGAAUGUGGGAAGGCCUUUAGUCGUGGCUAUCAACUUAGUCAACAUCAGAAAAUUCAUACUGGUGAGAAACCUUAUGAAUGUAAAGAUUGUAAGAAGGCCUUCCGUUGGGGUAAUCAGCUUACUCAACAUCAGAAAAUUCAUACUGGUGAAAAGCCUUAUGAGUGUAAAGACUGUGGGAAGGCCUUUCGAUGGGGCUCCAGCCUUGUUAUUCAUAGGAGAAUUCAUACUGGUGAGAAGCCCUAUGAAUGUAAAGACUGUGGAAAGGCCUUCAGACGUGGUGAUGAACUCACACAGCAUCAGAGGUUUCAUACUGGUGAGAAAGACUAUGAAUGUAAAGACUGUGGGAAAACCUUUAGUCGUGUGUAUAAACUCAUUCAGCAUAAGAGGAUUCAUAGUGGAGAGAAACCUUAUGAAUGUAAAGACUGUGGGAAGGCCUUUAUUUGUGGUUCGAGCCUCAUUCAGCAUAAGCGAAUUCACACAGGUGAGAAACCCUAUGAAUGUCAGGAAUGUGGGAAGGCCUUCACUAGGGUCAAUUAUCUUACUCAACAUCAGAAAAUUCAUACUGGUGAGAAACCUCAUGAAUGUAAGGAAUGUGGGAAGGCCUUUCGUUGGGGUUCGAGUCUGGUUAAGCAUGAGAGAAUUCAUACAGGUGAGAAGCCGUAUAAAUGUACAGAAUGUGGGAAGGCCUUUAAUUGUGGCUAUCACCUUACUCAGCAUGAGAGAAUUCACACCGGUGAAACCCCUUAUAAAUGUAAGGAAUGUGGGAAGGCCUUUAUUUAUGGGUCAAGCCUUGUUAAACAUGAGAGAAUUCAUACAGGGGAGAAACCCUAUGGAUGCAAAGAAUGUGGGAAGUCGUUUAGUCAUGGCCAUCAACUUACACAGCAUCAGAAAACCCACUCAAAAUCCUAUGACUGCAAGGAAUGUGGAAAGGUAUAUAAUAAUAUAAACCAUCUUAGAGAACAUCUGAGGGCUCAUAACAGUUGAAAAACCUUUGAAUACAGUAGUCCCCUCUUACUGGUGGUUUUGCUUUCCACAGUUUAAGUUACCUGUGGUCAACCUGGGUUUGGAAAUAUUAAAUGGAAAACUCCAUAAAUAAACAAUCUGUAAGUUUUAAAUCACACACCCUUCUGAGUAGUGUGAUAAAAUCUCAUGCCAUCCUGCUGCAGUCAGCUGGGACGUGAAUCAUCCCUUGGCCUGGCACAUCAUCCCUUGGCCAGGCACAACCAUGCUGUACACUACCUGUCCAGCUGAUCACUUAGUAGCUGCCUUGGUUAUCAAAUUGUCGUGGUGUCACAGUGCUUGUGUUCAAGUAACCCUGACUUUACUCGAUAAUAACCCCAAAGCUCAAGAGUUGUGAUGCUGGCAAAUGAAGUAUGCCAAAGAGAAGCCAUAAAGUGCUUCCUUUUAAAUGAAAAGGUAAAAGUUCUCAGCUUAAUAAAGGAAAAAAAUCAUAUCCUGAGGUUGCUAAGAUCUACAUUAUAAUAUAUUUUGAGAGAGAGACAGACUAUGUUCACAUGAUUUUAUUACACUAUUGUUAUAAUUGUUCUAUUUUAUUAGUUAUUGUUGUAAUCUCUGUGCCUAAUUUAUAAAUUAAACUUUGUAUAUGUAUGUACAGGAAGAAACAUAGAUACUUAGUAUAUAUGUGCCAGAAAAACAAUAGUACUAUUUACUGUUUCAGGCAUCCACCAGGAGUCUUAGAAUCUAUCCCCCUCAGGUAAAAGGGGGCGGCAGUACAAAGGAUGUAAAGCCUCUAAACUACAUUCAUUCCUUCCUCGACAUGAGGAAAAUCUGUGAUACAGUUUAACAUCAGAAAGCCUUUGCUGGUCAUUCUUCUGCUUGUAGAAUAUCAGCACUCAUACUUUAGGCAAAUUUGUAGAGUGGAAAAAUCACUUUUUCUUAAUUAAUCAACAUUGUCAGUGUAGAUGUUUUAACUGCGUAAAUUAGUAUAAAAAAUGCAUAGAAGCCUACCAAGACCAUUCCAUUUCACAUUUAUUCUAGGGAAUAACCCUGCUCUAACAUCAGUGUGGCCUUUAGUCCUAGCACCUUCUCUACCAAUUGCCAUCACCUUCCCACCUCUUUCCUCCUCGGGAGACACUGGGCAGCCUGCUCACUAUUACCUCUGUGUGUUACUUGUCAGAUGCACAUUAUGUGCAGUAUUUGUAAAUAGGGAUAAUCACAUCUACUGAAGACUGCUAUUGUGGAAAUUAAAUGUUUGGUACAUGUAAAGUCCUUGACAGUGUAACUGGAAUAUUGUGUAAUCUUAGUAAAUACUAUUGUUCUUAUGAUCAUUACCAUUAGUGUUGCCACUGGUAAAUUGUUACAAGAAAAACAGCUGUGGAUACAAUGAGUCUGGGAAAAAUUAUCAAAAUUCUAGAAGAAAACAUAGGAGAUUAUUGUCACAGCCUGAGGUUAGACAAUGAUUUCUUAGUACAUGAAAGACGCUAAACAUAAAAGGUGAAGUUAGGCUUCACAAAAAGUGCAAUUUAUUCAUCAAAUGAUGCCAUUAAGGUAGGGAAAAGACAAGAUGCAGACUGCAGGAAAAUAAUAUAGACCUAAUGAAGGAACUCACAUAGAAAAUGUGAAGAAUUUAAGUUAAUAAAAGAUCAAAUCGGGCGGCGCCUGUGGCUCAGCGGGUAGGGCACCCGCCCCAUAUGCCAAGGGUGGUGGGUUCAAACCCGGCCCCGGCCAAACUGCAACAACAACAAAAAAAAUAGCCGGGCUUCGUGGCAGGCGCCUGUAGUCCCAGCUACUCGGGACGCUGAGGCAAGAGAAUCGCCUAAGCCCAGGAGUUGGAGGUUGCUGUGAGCUGUGUGACGCCAUGGCACUCUACCAAGGGCAAUAAAGUGAGACUCUGUCUCUACCAAAAAAAAAAAAAAAAAGAUCAAAUCUAUUUUUUUGGGGGGGGGGCAAGAGUCUCAAGUUGUUGCCCUUGAUAGAGUGCUAUGUCGUCACAGCUCACAGCAACCUCAAAUUCUUGGGCUUAAGCAGUUCUCUUGCCUCAGCCUCCCAAGUAGCUGGGAGCCCACCACAACGCCCAGCUAUUUUUUGGUUUAGUUGUUUGGCAGGCCUGGGCUGGAUUUGAAUCUGCCAGCUCUGUUGUAUGUGUCUGGCACCCUAGCCGUUGAGCUACAGGCACUGAGCCAAGAUCAAAUCUAUUAAUGGGAAAACUUGAGCACAUCGAAAGAAAAGAUCAUCAAAUAGCCAAGUAAGUGAAAAUGUAUUGGACACCAUAACUCAUCAAGGAAAUUGAGAGUGAAACCACAAUGUGCCGUCAUCACUGGACAGUUACCAGAAUGGCUAAAAUGAAAAUCACAUAGUAUGAAGGCUCAAAGGAGUAGGGCGCUGGGCUUAUAUGCUGGAGGUGGCAGGUUCAAACCCAGCCCUGCCAAAAAACUGCAAAAAAAAGAAAAUCACAAAGUAAAUUUCAGAUGUCUCACCACAAUAAAGCAAGGUGAUAUGUUAGCUGAUUUUAAUCAUUCCACACUGUAUACAUAAAACUUCAAAUUGUGUAAAACAUCUGUAGGUGUAAUCCAAUUGUCAAUUUAUUUAAAAAUAUUAAUAAAGAGUAAAAUCACAUUA